AUGGUGCGCGCUCGAGGUUCCUUGACGAGCGCCCUCAUCAUCCUCAUCGGCCUUCUGACGGCGUCCAAGGUGUGCUUCACGGAGUUGGGUUUCCUAUCAGCUCGUGCCCGGUUGGUUUCCGUGGCCGCCGGCCUGGUUACCCCAGCCCAGCUGCACCCACCAACCGUCCAGCCAGUGCAGACGUCCAGAUGGCGGAGGGGCACCGGCGCCGGCAGCGUGCUUGCUGAUGCUGAGCUGUCCGCACAGGACCAGCAGAAACUGGGCAAUCUGGUGCUCUCCGGCGGCGCACUGUAUGUCAGCGGCGUCUACAACAGCACCUACAUGGCAGUCCUGGAAGCACACGAGCGAGCAGUCAAGAGAAGCGCGGAGGGCUCGAGCACCUGA
Symbiodinium natans is the source of this 384-nucleotide messenger RNA. NCBI's taxonomy places the organism in Eukaryota, Dinophyceae, Suessiales, Symbiodiniaceae. The record is from the annotation of a GenBank genome assembly.